Molecule: messenger RNA, 971 nt
Organism: Peromyscus leucopus (white-footed mouse)
Lineage: Eukaryota; Metazoa; Chordata; Mammalia; Rodentia; Cricetidae
Gene: Psma3
Product: proteasome 20S subunit alpha 3
Exons: 11
Coding region: 88-855 (255 amino acids)
Biological process (GO): ubiquitin-dependent protein catabolic process
Cellular component (GO): proteasome core complex; synapse; proteasome core complex, alpha-subunit complex
Source: RefSeq, a predicted model, not a curated record
GCGAGCCUGUUACUCGGCGGCCCCGCGAGCGGCGUAGGAGCGGCGCUUGAGGCCUGGCAGCGCUCGGCGGCCUCCCGGGUCGGCACCAUGAGCUCCAUCGGGACCGGGUAUGACCUGUCAGCCUCCACGUUCUCUCCUGAUGGAAGAGUCUUUCAAGUUGAGUAUGCUAUGAAGGCUGUGGAAAACAGUAGUACAGCUAUUGGGAUCAGAUGUAAAGAUGGUGUUGUGUUUGGGGUAGAAAAAUUAGUCCUUUCUAAACUUUAUGAAGAAGGCUCCAAUAAACGACUUUUUAAUGUUGAUCGACAUGUUGGAAUGGCCGUCGCAGGUCUGCUGGCUGAUGCUCGGUCCUUAGCAGACAUAGCAAGAGAAGAAGCGUCCAACUUUAGAUCCAACUUCGGCUACAACAUUCCUCUCAAACAUCUUGCAGACAGAGUGGCCAUGUACGUACACGCUUAUACACUCUACAGUGCUGUUAGACCUUUUGGCUGCAGUUUCAUGUUAGGGUCUUACAGUGCGAAUGACGGUGCACAGCUCUAUAUGAUUGAUCCGUCGGGUGUUUCCUAUGGUUAUUGGGGCUGUGCCAUUGGCAAAGCCAGGCAAGCUGCAAAGACAGAAAUAGAAAAGCUUCAGAUGAAAGAAAUGACUUGCCGUGAUGUAGUUAAAGAAGUUGCAAAAAUAAUUUAUAUAGUACAUGAUGAAGUUAAGGAUAAAGCUUUUGAACUAGAGCUCAGCUGGGUUGGUGAAUUAACUAAAGGAAGACAUGAAAUUGUUCCAAAAGAUAUAAGAGAGGAAGCAGAGAAAUAUGCCAAGGAAUCUUUGAAGGAAGAAGAUGAAUCAGAUGAUGACAAUAUGUAACAUUUUCUUCACUAUCUCUUCUGUUUAACAUUUCUGUGACAGUUUCUUAUGACUAGCACUAUGGAUCAUAUAUACCCACUGACCAAUUUUCAUUAAAUUUUUGUCUUAUAAACGUU